AUGGGUGUGAGCGGUCAUCUCGUCCGCCGCAGUGCGGAGUUCGUCGCCAACUUCCAGGAUAAGCCAGCCAUGAAGGUCGAGUUUGCUCCAUGGCUGAUUUGCUUGCUUGUGGCAUUGUUUCUCGUGUUUGGCCUCGUACUCUUGGCCAUUGAUUACACAUACGCUGGAGUGGUUGCGACCCUGGCCGCCAUCGAGGACUCCAACCCCGAUAUCUACGUUCGCAUCGACCAGCACGAUGCCAACAAGCCGUAUGACCCCAAUGAGCCUGAGGCUGCUGGCUCGCCACGUCCCAAGCCCAUCACCAGUGGCCUGCGCUCGACCACCAGGCACCUGCGUUCCCGCGCUGGCUUCUGGUCGCGCUUCCGGGGCCUCUCCAUAUAUCUCGCUUACGUCCUCGCCGAUGCGUUCCUCUCGCUGGUCUUCCCCAUCUCGACCAACUCCUUCUUCGGCCAGUUGUUCGUUCAGUUCGCCAUCAGCAUGCUCCUUGCGACGUGGCACAUGGCCUGGGUCCACAUUGUCAUCUCCGAACCCUCGCCCAAGCGGUUUUACCAGCGCAUCCCCAGCUACCGCAAGUGGAUCCGGAUCGCCCCGGCCGUGGCCCUCCAGUCUGCGCUGACCUAUGCUUCUUUCCUCUUGCCCAUGGCUGUGGCUCAGUUCGCCGGCUGGACUGAUGUGACGGAGGACCCUAACCACCCUGAGCAGACCAUCAACAAGUCCCUCCUGCGCUUCCUGGCGAUCAGUACCCUUCCCGCUUUGCUGGCGCUGGCAGUUUCUGUCCCUGCCAAUGUCAUCUUCGUUCGCGUCGCUGCCUCGAUGCUGCCCGAGGAAGAUGAGACCAUCGUGCCCUUCGACCGCUCCUUCGGUGGGAAGGUCCAGCCCGAGAUCGUGGGUGGCAGUGGCAAGAUCGGCCUCAUGGAUGCAUGGACCACCUUCGACUGGAGUGCCCGGGUUCGCUUCGUCAAGAUUGUGAUCAAGACGAUACUGAUCCAGGUCGCUGUGAUGUUCGUGGGCAUCUCCCUCAUCAUGGCUACCGCGUGGGGACUGAGCUCCAAGGGUAUGACUAUGGUGCCUGCUGAUGGCUCUUUGUAA
Penicillium argentinense is the source of this 1089-nucleotide messenger RNA. RefSeq lists its product as uncharacterized. NCBI's taxonomy places the organism in Eukaryota, Fungi, Ascomycota, Eurotiomycetes, Eurotiales, Aspergillaceae. Bases 1 to 1089 code for a protein of 362 amino acids. The transcript has 2 exons. The record is from RefSeq and is a predicted model, not a curated record.